GCUAGAUGGCACUCACUCACUGUAAUCGCCACCCUCGACGUCAUCACCCCGCGACGCUUCAGGCGGAUGCUGUGCUGAAGGGCGCCGUGUGCUGACUGUAGCGUCUUAAUGUCCUGAGGUGCAGGCAGGUUGAGGUUCUCAGGGUGAAAUGUCGGUGGCGUCUCUGUGUCGCUCUCUCAGAGCGUUCUCUCUCAGCUCCAGGGUUCUUUCAGCUCCGCUGUGCGCCCCCCCUGCUGUGAGAGGUGUGGUGGGCGUGGCCACUCAGCUGAGGCCACACCCCGUUCGCUUCUUCACCACCACCAUGCUCCGCCCACAGAACAGGACGCUGUGGAAACAGACGGAUAAAUACACCAUCCGGCCAAUCGGAGUCAAGAAGACCGGAGGGAGGGACUUCACAGGGAAGAUCCGGAGGCGGGGCAUCGGAGGCGGCCACAAACAGAGGUACAGAAUGAUCGACUUCCAGCGGCUGCGUUUCGAACCGGGGAAGGAGAAGGGCACUCAGAUCGAGGAGAGAGUGAUCGAAGUGCGCUACGACCCCUGCAGGUCAGGUGACAUUGCUCUGGUUGCCGGGGGAAACCGUAAGCGCUGGAUCAUCGCCACAGAGAACAUGCAGGCUGGUGACCUGAUUAAAAGCUCGUCUGCGAUUGGUCGGAUGGCCGUGUUGGCCAACGAGGGUGACGCCCACCCACUGGGAGCACUUCCUGUAGGAACUCUGAUCAACAACCUGGAGCUCCAACCGGGGAGAGGAGCACAGUACAUCCGCGCAGCAGGGACGUGUGGUGUUCUCCUGCGUAAAGUAAACGGAACCGCAAUCAUUCAGUUGCCUUCAAAACAGCAGAUCCAGGUGUGUGAGACGUGUGUGGCGACGGUGGGCCGUGUGUCGAAUGUAGACCAUAAUAAGCGUGUGAUAGGGAAGGCAGGGAGAAACCGCUGGUUUGGGAUCAGACCGUCGAGUGGACUGUGGAAGAGGAAGGGUGGGUGGGCGGGGCGUAAGAUUAGGCCCCUCCCCGCGCUGAAGAGUUACGUCAACCUGCCGUCUGUCUCUGUACAGCCCUGAUACACACCUGUGUGUGUGUGUGUGUGUGUGUGUGUGUGUGUGUGUGUGUUAAUAAAGAGUUAAUAAACAG
Messenger RNA from Pangasianodon hypophthalmus (striped catfish), 1127 nucleotides. It is a transcript of the gene mrpl2, whose product is annotated as mitochondrial ribosomal protein L2. The coding region runs from base 149 to 1057 and encodes 302 amino acids. The transcript has 7 exons. Gene Ontology annotation, biological process: cytoplasmic translation. Gene Ontology annotation, molecular function: RNA binding; structural constituent of ribosome. Gene Ontology annotation, cellular component: ribosome. The record is from RefSeq and is a predicted model, not a curated record. Lineage: Eukaryota; Metazoa; Chordata; Actinopteri; Siluriformes; Pangasiidae.